UGAUCAGAAUACCAAAGAAUUUUGAAUAUCGAAUUAUUCGUCUUUUGUUUUUAUGAGUUUUCGCUUGAAAACUCAUUGUUAAAACUAUUUGAAAAAAGACUAUCAGAAAAAAUGCAAUUUGUUGGAAAUUUGGUUGAUCGGGCAAUGUUUCCCGGAACGGACACCUCUUAUUAUGAGGGAUCAUUCGAGGAACUUUUUUUUAUUUCAAUGGAAUCUACAAAAAUUCCUUGCGCCUUACUACCAUUCAGAAGAGGCUCUCCUUUUCUUAUUAUUUACGCACAUGGCAAUGGAACUGAUAUUGGAGAUAUCGUGCAAAAACUACAAUGUCUUUCUACGUCUCUUCAAGCGCAUAUUUUAACGUUUGAUUAUCCAGGUUAUGGUUGUUUUAGUGGUAAUGCUGAUAUGGCAUUAGUUGACAAGGUUAUGGAUAGGCUUGUGGAUUUUGCGAAAACCAGUUUACAUUGGCCGUUACAGAACAUAAUUUUAUUUGGGUGUUCGAUAGGUACGGGUCCGUGCACACGUUUUGCCCGUAAUGUCGCCGUUCAUAGAAAAUUGAAAAUGACUUCUCAGCCAGCUUUCUCUACAAAUCACUCCAAAUCCAAGCACAAAAACAAAAAAGUUCCAUUGCAAGACAAUGAAAACACACAAGACAUUGGCGGUCUUAUUUUACAGUGCCCUUAUCGCUCUAUACGCCAUGCUGCGGAAAAGUUUAUCGGAAAUUUCAUGUCACGGUUAUUUGUUGAAACGCGCUGGAAUAUUGAAGAUGAGGUACAGGACUGCUCGUGUCCUGUAUUGUGGAUCCAUGGUAAGAAAGAUGAACUAUUUGAUUGGAAGGGAUCCGAAAAAAUGUACAACCAGUAUUCUAACUCCCUAAAAAUGUUACAAGUUUCAGAAACAGCAACCCAUUUGUCAUUCAAUUUUACGCAAGAUAUUGUCAUUCCUGUACGACACUUCAUAGAUUCCAUGGUAUAUAAAGGUAUUCGACCUGUAAACCAUUAUAUUUAUUGGAAAAAUCUCCCCCUCCAAAGAUUCAAGCCACCUUCAUCAAUAACCUGUGCAAUACCAAUUUUGCCGCCAUCCGUUUCAGUUACUAUAUAUGAUUUGACUCAGACUAAAAACUCGUGUCAGAGACAAAGACAGUUGUGUAGAUCUCAACCUGCUUCAACAGAAGAUUUUCGUCAAGUUUUAUCAGACAUGGAAGAUCACAAUUAUUCCGAGUCUCCCUAUUGUUCAGAAGAAGUACCUAGUUUUCUUCUGUCAAAGUAUCAAUAUCCUAACAGUGAAAAAUACACACAUUCAUACUUUUCAAAAGAGAAUAUAACGCUGAGUCAAAAAUCUACGGUUGAUUUAAACAAGAGUUUUGCAAGAAUGGAACUGUAUCGACAACACCAGUGUAACAUGUUACAAACAGUACGUUAUUUUAAUCUGGACAACAACAAUAAAACAUUUUCAAAAAAUAUUUUAUCACAUGAAAAGCACACAUGUCAAGAUGAACCAACAAACCUUUAUUCGGGUCAAGGGGAAAACUCCCAAGCGCGAGUUGAUGAAAAGAAACAUAUAAAAUGCCGAGUUCCCUACGACAUAAGAUAUCUUCAGCAUCUUUGGCCCCUAAAUUCACUGCGCUCUCAUAUUCAAAAAUCAACCAUUCAUUUAGCCUACACCAUGCUUAAAGAAGCCAUGGGCCGAAAACUUUACCUACAAAUUCAUGAAGAAUUGUACAAGGCAAGGGAUUGGGUCAGGCGGUUUUAUAGUAUGCGAUGUCGUCAUUUUCUCGGAAUAGAUUUAGUAUAUAGAAAACAAAAGUCUUCGAAUGGUGAAACAAUCGCAGGUCUUUUAGGGAUGACAAUUGCAGGUCGUUUCAUCCAAUUAUCUUCUAAUUCAAAAUUUCUUGGUUGUGUCUCUGUUGAAAAAUUUUCUUUUAUUUUGGAUUCCAUUACAAACCAAUCUACUUCGAGCGCAUUUCCUGAUUUGGUGUACAGUCAACCGGAUUAUCUUAUUUUUCCCAUGUUUUCACCAAAAGCUGACAUUAUAUUUUCUUUAACCUGUUGGUUAGUGGAGAUGGCCUCAAAAUUAUCAAAAAUCCAAGCGUAUCCUGCAACGUUAACAUUUCAAAUGUUUUCUCAACAUAUCACUAAUAGUGAGGCUGAUAUGAUGAGACUGCAAAAUUUGAGUGAGACUAUACUUUAUGAUUUUUGUAUGCAAUAUCGAAGACCUUCUAUUGAACGUCUUAGUCUGCAUCUUGGAAACUUUGUCUGCUUUGGGUGGGAUCAGUUAUUGGGGAUUGUUUUUAAACGUUUCUGGCCUUGGUUUCAGCAACGUGCGCAGCUGUUUGUAGAUUUACCUACUACGGAGUGCUGCAUUGAAAAAGAAUAUUACACCAAGAUACGCAAGAAGAAAAAAUUAUCAAACAAAAAAAAACAUCCUAAACCAUGGUUUCAGGCUUUUGGUUGGUCAUUAUAUCGAAAUUGGUUUUCCAAUAGAUCAUUAUGCCACGGUAUUUAUUUAAAAAAUUUAUAUCUAGAGAACGAUGGAGAUUUCCACGAAGUCUCCGAAAAAAUAUCGACAAACCAACAGAUUCUUUCACAUAAAAUUUGUCAAUGGCAUAACAUUCUUUCAAAGAACCCAGUCACAACAAGUGGUACAUCGUCUUACGUGAAUAGCACCCCUUGCAAUAAUUUGAAUAUUGUUACUACUGAAUCGAAUACUCUUAUACAAAAUAACUCACAAGCUUUUUCCAACCACGAAAAUUUCACAUCCUCCAAUAACAUGUUUGACCUACUACAGAAUGAACUACAAUCCCAUGCAUCACAUUUAACUGCUUGUUUAAAAUCGGCUUUAUGUACUGACAAUUUCCUACAGAAUUCACAAAACAAUACACAUUUUCAAAACAUUAAUGAGUCAACAGUUAAAGAAAAAUAUUUCAAUGUUUUUUCUUCUUUUUCUGAAAUUCUUAUGAGCUACUCUCACCAAAAUAUGUACACACAUACCGCAAAGAAUAAGUAUCUUCUUUUUCAAUUAACGGAUCGUCUUCUAGAUCCUGAAUUUUUUUGCUCCCCAUUUUUAAAGCUAAAAAAAAAUGAUUUAUGCUCUAAAAUUGCUAACAAGUGGAUAACUUUUUUACUUACAUCUUCUGGUGGUGUUUGUCUUACAAAAGCUUCGCGGUAUCAACUCCAGUCCGAAAUCAAUGAAGAUAGAAUGCAGUAUGCUGAGCGUUGCCGAGAAGAAAACAAUACAAUAACUCGAGCUACCCGUUAUUCUAUAUGUCAUCAUCAUUUGUUUCAUUUCGUAUUAACACAGCCGGGACGGUACUACCAACGCUCGACUUUUGUCGCCAUUGAUUCGUUAUGGCGUCUCAUUGAAAUCCUAAGUGGAGUCACAGUUCGGCCUAGAGAAACGAACGACCACUGGAAAAAUAAAAGUAAAAAAAAAAAUGAAUUAGACCAACCGCCCUCAGACAACCAGAAAGCAGUGAUGCUUAAUGUAACGUUAGGACUAAUGCUCCUUCGUAGCCUGCAUACAAUGACUGUUUCAAUUGCGCGGAAAACUAAGCUAAAUUUAUGUACACCUCCAUUACCUUUAAACCCAAAUCUUAUAGACACAUACCCUGGAGUCUAUUAUGCACAUAUUCGUUUGUUUGAUGAGUUGAGCUUUGCUCUUAAGCAUUGUGAUUUACAGAAAAAUGACUUCUGUAAUACAACUCUUCCGUCCUGUGGGGGUUAUAAUAUUUACGCGUCUGGAUGGGAAUCUGGUUGUUAUCCUUCCAGUGAGACGUGUCUUUUAGCGUCACAACUUGAAUCAAUAUAUGCUAUCUUUACUGAAGUAUUGGAAGGUAUCGAUGCAAAUACUGUAAGUGAAUCCAUCUCUCCUUUAGGCUCACAAGGACGACUUAACUUUUUUGACAAACACUCAAAUGACGUUUCGUUAAACAUAGAUGAUUAUCUAACUCAGAAAAAAAGUAAUUUUCUUAAAAAAGAUAAUGGAUCAUGGUGGUUUGAUAAUUUUGAAUAUUUAGAAGAUUCAAAAAAAACAGCUAUUACUAAAUGCGGAAGCGUUGAAACAUCAACAGCAGCAUCAUUACGCAAUGAAAUUUUUGAAUCGCCUAUUAUAAGCUUACAGUCAUCAAAUAUAACGUGUGGCACAUUAUUUUCCUCAAAUGAUGUUAUCGAAAGAAGAACUCAUGAAACUUUUCUGAGAAAGAAAAAGUAUAAUUGGGUUUUGUUUUAUACAAAAAUCAAAAGUUUUCGAAAGACACGUAUUCGCGUCAUACGUGACACCAUUCAUAGGAAGCUGAUAAGUCACUCAUAAAAAAUAUGUUUUUCAUUUAUAUUGAGUUUCUUAUGUUUUCUUCAACUUUACUUGAAUAAUUUUUUUUAAAGUUCCCUCGUCUUAUUUUUCCUAUUUAGUGCUUAAACAAAAAAAAAAACCUUUUUUUGUGGUUUACAUGAAAAACUUAUUUUUUCUCAA
Messenger RNA from Hylaeus volcanicus, 4464 nucleotides. RefSeq lists its product as uncharacterized. The transcript has 18 exons. Gene Ontology annotation, cellular component: membrane. The record is from RefSeq and is a predicted model, not a curated record. NCBI's taxonomy places the organism in Eukaryota, Metazoa, Arthropoda, Insecta, Hymenoptera, Colletidae. Gene Ontology annotation, molecular function: palmitoyl-(protein) hydrolase activity. The coding region runs from base 112 to 4305 and encodes 1397 amino acids.